Molecule: messenger RNA, 1503 nt
Organism: Clonostachys rhizophaga
Lineage: Eukaryota; Fungi; Ascomycota; Sordariomycetes; Hypocreales; Bionectriaceae
Source: the annotation of a GenBank genome assembly
AUGCUCAGCUCCCUCGACAAGCAAGAGGUGGCGAAGGCCUCCCAGCUGGAGACUUCGUCCACGGAGAAGCACAACAACGACACCGAUGCCUCCUACGGUGAGGUCGAGAACGCCGGCUUCAGCCUCGGCGACACCAAGAAGCUCAUUCGCAAAUGCGACAAGUAUCUCUUGCCGUUCCUUUCCGUCCUCUACCUCCUGUCCUUCCUUGACCGCACCAACAUUGGCAAUGCGAAGCUCGCCAACAUGGAGCCAGCCCUCGGCAUGAGUGGUCUGGAUUACAAUAUCGCCGUCGCUGUCUUCUUCCCCUUCUAUGUCGCAGCCGAGAUCCCCUCCAACAUGGCCAUGAAGCGCUGGCGCCCAUCCAUCUGGAUUCCCAGCAUCAUGGUCGCAUGGGGAAUUGUCACCACCCUCCUCGGUAUCGUCCAUAACUUCCCUGGCCUGCUCGCUGCUCGUUGCGCUCUUGGUAUCGCUGAGGGUGGUCUCUUCCCUGGUAUCACCUACUACAUCUCUUUGUGGUACAGGCGCCAUGAGUGCGGUCUGCGCAUGGCCAUCUUCUUCUCCGCCGCCACCGCCGCCGGUGCCUUCGGUGGUCUCUUGGCCUUUGGUAUUAUGAAGAUGGAGGGUAUGGCCAAUCUCCACGGCUGGCAAUGGAUUUUCAUCAUCGAGGGUCUCCUGACCUUUAUUGUUGCCAUCAUUGCCUACUUCGCCAUGUACGAUUAUGCCGACACUGCCAAGUUCCUCAACGAUGACGAGAAGCGCGAGAUCGUCCGCCGCCUCGAGGAAGACCGCUCCGUCCUCUCCGACAGGUUCGACAUGAAGUUCAUGUGGCAGGCCUUCACCGACUGGAAGAUCUACGUCCACAUGCUCAUCACCAUCGGAAUCUAUACUCCCCUGUACUCAAUCUCCGUCUUCAUGCCCACUGUCGUGAAGAGUUUGGGUUACACCGCCGAGACUGCCCAGCUGAUGACCGUUCCUCCCUAUAUCGCCGCCUGCCUCUGCACCAUCGCCGGCGGAUAUCUCGCCGACAGGCAUGGACAGCGUGGUAUCUACAUGAUUUUCUUCUGCCUUGUCGCUAUCCUUGGAUUCGCCCUCCUGGCCGGAGUUCAGAACAACGGCGUAAAAUACUUAGGAUGCUUCCUAAUUACAUGCGGAAUCUACCCAAAUGUGCCCGGCGGAGUGGCCUGGAAUGGAAACAACAUCGGUGGUUCUCUGAAGCGAGGUGUUGGAAUCGCUAUGCACGUUGGAUUCGGCAAUCUAGGCGGUACAAUCUCUGCCUUCGCCUACCUCCCCAAGGAUGCUCCUCACUACCGCCCCGGCCAUCUGCUCCUCAUGUCCACCACCACCAUGAGCUGCCUCCUGUGCAUCUUCAUGACCCUCUACCUCCGCCGCGAGAACAAGCGCCGAGACGCCGCUAACAAGGCUCCUGAGAGCUACACCCGCCAGGAGAAGGAGGUCGAGGCGGACAAUGGUGACAACGCCACCUUCUUCCGAUACACGGUCUAG